This is a messenger RNA of Naegleria gruberi, 483 nucleotides long. RefSeq lists its product as uncharacterized. NCBI's taxonomy places the organism in Eukaryota, Heterolobosea, Eutetramitea, Acrasida, Naegleriidae. The record is from RefSeq and is a predicted model, not a curated record. The coding region runs from base 1 to 483 and encodes 160 amino acids. The transcript has a single exon.
AUGAAUAAAUACCCAACAUCAUUAAGUGUAUCGAGGAGAGCAAUUCUUACUGUCUUGUUGGGACUACUGCUCUUGAUUGCAUUUUGCAGCUCGACUUCUUUCAUUCAUGCACAAGAAGAACAACAAGCAGGAAGACAACAUCCACAACCUUCAGGAAUGAGACCAAGACCACCACGUCCAAUUCAUUCAGGAGAAAGACCACCAAGACCUCAUCCUGAACACUCUGGAAUAAGACCAAGACCAUCUGGAGGACACAAACUCCAUCCACAGCCAAGACCUUCAGGAAUGAGACCACGUCCAUCUUAUGCUCGUCCAAGACCUUCUGGACCAAAACCUCGUCCACCAGGACCAAAACAUUCAGGACAAAGACCACCACGUCCACAGCUCCACCAAAAGAUUCUACAACUAUUGAGCCAGACAAUGAUAUUGCUCAAAAUCAAACUGGAGAAAUUUACCAUGGAGAAAAGGAAGGAAAUGAAUUGA